Molecule: messenger RNA, 514 nt
Organism: Fundulus heteroclitus (mummichog)
Lineage: Eukaryota; Metazoa; Chordata; Actinopteri; Cyprinodontiformes; Fundulidae
Product: ubiquinol-cytochrome-c reductase complex assembly factor 2
Exons: 4
Coding region: 62-454 (130 amino acids)
Biological process (GO): mitochondrial respiratory chain complex III assembly
Cellular component (GO): mitochondrial matrix
Source: RefSeq, a predicted model, not a curated record
CCCGAAAGGACCAAAAAUCUCGACAAUCCCCGCUCGCGUUUAUAUAUUACAUGACCAAAAGAUGUCCGCCACCAGGUACCGUCGGUUCUUGAAGCUAUGUGAGGAAUGGCCCCGGGACGAGACCAAGAAGGGACGCGACCUGGGGACGUUUCUGCGGCAGAGGGUGGCGUCUGCGUUCCGCGAGGGAGAAAACACGCAGAUUGCAGAUCCAGAGAAAUGUGACCAGAUGUAUGAAAGUUUGGCUCGCAUUAAUGGAAACGUGUACAGACAGCGGUUUCCUCGUGCGAGAGACACCAGUUUUACAGGAGUCACGGUGGAGGAGUGUCGCUUGCUUUUAUCAGGCAGUAUGCAGCAGAGCAUGGACGACGAAAAGAAGGGUUUAUGGAAGUCCUUGAUGGAGAAAUUUUCCUCCAAAACACCAGAAGACGUCCCGGAAAAAACUUCUGAAAAAUAAACUUUUUUCUUUUUUUUUGCGUUCUGCUUGUAUAGAAAUAAAUCUUGUCAUCUUUGUGGA